This is a messenger RNA of Ylistrum balloti, 3000 nucleotides long. Its product is annotated as probable cyclin-dependent serine/threonine-protein kinase DDB_G0292550. The record is from RefSeq and is a predicted model, not a curated record. NCBI's taxonomy places the organism in Eukaryota, Metazoa, Mollusca, Bivalvia, Pectinida, Pectinidae. The transcript has 3 exons. Bases 1 to 3000 code for a protein of 999 amino acids.
AUGCAUGGUAUCAACUCCACACAACACACGCAUGGUAACAACUUCACACAACACAUGCAUGGUAUCAACUCCACACAACACAUGAAUAGUAACAACUCCACACAACACAUGUAUUUGAACAACUCAACACAACUCAUGCAUGGUAUCAACUCCACACAACACAUGCAUGGUAUCAACUCUACACAACACAUGCAUGGUAUCAACUCCACACAACACAUGCAUAUGCAUGGUAACAACUCCACACAACACAUGCAUGGUAACAACUCCACACAGCACAUGCAUGGUAUUACCUCCGCACAACACAUGCAUGGUAUCAACUCCACACAACACACGCAUGGUAGCAACUCCACAUUACACACGCAUGGUAUCAACUCCACACAACACAUGAAUGGUAACAACUCCACACAACACAUGCAUGGUAACAACUCCACAAAACACAUGCAUGGUUACAACUCCACACACCACAUGCAUUGUAACAACUCCACACAACACAUGCAUGGUAUCAACUCCACACAAAACAUAAAUAGUAACAACUCCACACAACACAUGCGUUGUAACAACUCCACACAACACAUGCAUGGUAUCAACUCCACACAACACACGCAUGGUAACAACUUCACACAACACAUGCAUGGUAUCAACUCCACACAAAACAUAAAUAGUAACAACUCCACACAACACAUGCGUUGUAACAACUCCACACAACACAUGUAUUUUAACACCUCCACACAACUCAUGCAUGGUAUCAACUCCACAUUACACACGCAUGAUAACAACUCCACAAAACACAUGCAUGGUAACAACUCCACAAAACACAUGCAUGGUUACAACUCCACACACCACAUGCAUUGUAACAACUCCACACAACACAUGCAUGGUAUCAACUCCACACAACACACGCAUGGUAACAACUUCACACAACACAUGCAUGGUAUCAACUCCACACAAAACAUAAAUAGUAACAACUCCACACAACACAUGCGUUGUAACAACUCCACACAACACAUGUAUUUUAACACCUUCACACAACUCAUGCAUGGUAUCAACUCCACAUUACACACGCAUGAUAACAACUCCACAAAACACAUGCAUGGUAACAACUCCACAAAACACAUGCAUGGUAGCAACUCCACAGAACACACGCAUGGUAUCAACUCCACAAAACACUUGCAUGGUUACAACUCCACACAACACAUGCAUAUGCAUGGUUACAACUCCACACAGCACAUGCAUGGUAACAACUUAAAAAAACACAUGCAUGGUAACAACUCCACACAACACACGCAUGGUAUUACCUCCGCACAACACAUGCAUGGUAUCAACUCCACAUUACACACGCAUGGUAUCAACUCCACACCACACAUGAAUAGUAACAACUCCACACAACACAUACGUUGUAACAACUCCACACAACACAUAUAUUUUAACAACUCCAUACAACCCAUGCAUGGUAUCAACUCCACACAACACAUGAAUGGUAACAACUCCACACAACACAUGCAUGAUAUCAACUCCACACAACACACGCAUGGUAACAACUUCACACAACACACGCAUGAUAACAAAUCCACAAAACACAUGCAUGGUAACAACUCCACAAAACACAUGCAUGGUAACAAGUCCACAGAACACACGCAUGGUAUCAACUCCACAAAACACUUGCAUGGUUACAACUCCACACAACACAUGCAUGGUAACAACUCCACAAAACACAUGCAUGGUAACAACUCCACACAACAUAUGCAUGGUAUUACCUCCCCACAACACAUUCAUGGUAUCAACUCCACACAACACAUGCAUGGUAACAACUCCACAAAACACAUGCAUGGUAACAACUCCACACAACAUAUGCUUGGUAUUACCUCCCCACAACACAUGCAUUGUAACAACUCCACACAACAUAUGCAUGGUAUCAACUCCACACAACACACGCAUGGUAACAACUCCACACAACACAUGCAUGGUAUCAACUCCACACAACACAUGCAUGGUAACAACUCCACAAAACACAUGCAUGGUAACAACUCCACACAACAUAUGCAUGGUAUUACCUCCCCACAACACAUUCAUGGUAUCAACUCCACACAACACAUGCAUGGUAACAACUCCACAAAACACAUGCAUGGUAACAACUCCACACAACAUAUGCAUGGUAUUACCUCCCCACAACACAUGCAUUGUAACAACUCCACACAACAUAUGCAUGGUAUCAACUCCACACAACACACGCAUGGUAACAACUCCACACAACACACGCAUGGUAUUACCUCCGCACAACACAUUCAUGGUAACAAAUCCACACAACACAUGCAUGGUAACAACUCCACACGACACAUGCAUGGUAUCAACUUCACACAACACAUGCAUGGUAUCAACUCCACACAACACAUGCAUGGUAUAAACUCCACACAACACACGCAUGGUAUCAACUCCACAUUACACACCCAUGGUAACAACUCCACAAAACACAUGCAUGGUUACAACUCCACACAACACAUGCAUGCUCUGCAAAAUAUUUUGGCCGCAAAAGUAGCUGAUGACCCCAACCUUUCUAGACGCAACAGGGUCAACUGGGAGAAGCUCGAGUUCCCAAUACUUGAUAUGGAAUAUCAAGAGACAAUAACACGUGGAUCACAUCAGCUGAAAGUAGCGCCAAUGUACAUAGCAAAGCACCUGACACCAGAUGAGGACUUCGAAGUGUGGGCCAUGCUGAAAAUCCCUUCCGAGUUCAAAUCCAUUAAAGUCCAGCAGUUCGCUUUUAGAAAUGAAAGAGAAAGAAAUGGUAAAGGGAACAAAAAAUCACGAGCAUUUUGGAGUUACUUUGACCUUGUUCGAAGAGAAGAAUUCGUCUUUGUGACCACAGCAGCUAGCCACACCUCGAAAGACAGGGGACGCGGAGAUACAGGGACAGAUAAAACACCACGUAUAAUAGGCAGCGUUUUAUGUCUAGUUUUCUAUUCCCUUAUCGACAAUUUCAAUGGCUUUUACAUCGCUACUUAA